UUCUUUCGACCUAAAAUUCGAGUCCUUUUUGUCACUAGGGUUACUGGUAGCCAUGGCCUCUGCCGAGAUCGAGUUCCGUUGCUUCGUCGGAGGGCUCGCAUGGGCCACCGACAGUGAGGCUCUGGAGAGGGCCUUUUCCCAGUAUGGUGAGAUCAUCGAAUCGAAGAUCAUCAACGACCGUGAGACGGGGAGGUCCAGGGGCUUCGGCUUCGUCACCUUCGGCAGCGAGCAGGCGAUGAGGGACGCGAUCGAAGGCAUGAACGGCCAGAACCUUGACGGCCGCAACAUCACCGUCAACGAGGCUCAGUCUCGCGGAUCCGGUGGUGGCGGUGGCGGAGGUGGCUACAGCCGCGGAGGCGGCUACGGAGGUGGCUACGGAGGUGGCGGUCGCCGUGAAGGCGGAGGUGGUGGGUACAGCCGUGGAGGCGGUGGCGGUGGAUACGGAGGUGGUGGUGGUCGUCGUGAGGGUGGUUAUGGAGGCGGUGAGGGUGGCGGUGCUCGCUACUCCAGAGGAGGCGGUGGCGCUGAAGGCGGCAGCUGGAGGAGUUAGAUUAGUGGUAUAGGUGGUUUGGGUCAUGUUAGUGUUGCCGUUUUCUGGUCAUGUUUUAGGGUCAGGUUCUGAUCUGGUUCUGGUUUCCGGGUUGUCCGAUGGUGUUGGUGUGUUUUGUGCUCGAUAAUUUUGAUCGAUGAUGCUGUUCCUAUCUUACUUUUUAUGUAUUUUGGUUACCAAAGAACAAAAAAUGGUGUGUUGAGAAAAAGUUCUUCGUUCGCAUA
Pyrus x bretschneideri (Chinese white pear) is the source of this 774-nucleotide messenger RNA. RefSeq names its product glycine-rich RNA-binding protein GRP2A. The transcript has 2 exons. The coding region runs from base 53 to 550 and encodes 165 amino acids. NCBI's taxonomy places the organism in Eukaryota, Viridiplantae, Streptophyta, Magnoliopsida, Rosales, Rosaceae. Gene Ontology annotation, molecular function: mRNA binding. The record is from RefSeq and is a predicted model, not a curated record.